CUCUCUGCACUCAUGAAGUGUUUUCCACUAGGGAAGCGUAACUGGUAUUGGGAAGCCAGCAGGGAAACACUGGGAUGAAACCUUUAUGGACGCAGACUGUAGUGGUGUAGGUAUGGAUGGAUAGUGGGGGAAAGCCUCAGCACAGUGGUAACAGCCGUUCUACCAAGUAUCUGACAGGGUGUGACCACUCCUCCACCUGAAUCUGGGGACCCUAAGACCCUCAAGAUGCCCCACAAGAGUAGGAAAGAAAAGGAGUCCUCGAAAUCUGGAAGAUCAAAACAAUCUGGAAGCAAAAACGGGCCUGCAGGAAACCAAGAUGGUUCAGGUAAGAAAGUGCCCCCUGCAGCUCAGCUGUUGAGGGUGAAGCAACCAGCGUCCCACUCAGCUGUGAAGAGAGAGAAGAGGUUCAGCACCUCCUCCUUCCCUCUCAGUGCUAACAGAGAGCUGCAGAAGCUUCCAGCUCUCGCAGGGAAGUGGGCUGCCAUUCGGCUGGCGUUUGACUAG
Cyprinodon variegatus (sheepshead minnow) is the source of this 504-nucleotide messenger RNA. Its product is annotated as serine/threonine-protein phosphatase 2A 56 kDa regulatory subunit delta isoform-like. Bases 226 to 504 code for a protein of 92 amino acids. The transcript is spliced from 4 exons. The record is from RefSeq and is a predicted model, not a curated record. Lineage: Eukaryota; Metazoa; Chordata; Actinopteri; Cyprinodontiformes; Cyprinodontidae.